Rotaria sp. Silwood2 is the source of this 546-nucleotide messenger RNA. The record is from the annotation of a GenBank genome assembly. Lineage: Eukaryota; Metazoa; Rotifera; Eurotatoria; Philodinida; Philodinidae.
AUGAUAUAUUAUAAAAUACGAAUCGUUAAUAUCUUCCUAAUCAUCAGCUUCUGUAGUGCAACACCAGCAGAUAGUUCAUGUAGUUUUGAACACCCAACCAAAAGUAUUAUUAAUCUGGCAUCGGUUGGUUUAAGAAAUGGUCAAUCUCACUAUCGUGAUUUAUCAUCCCCUUCGGGUUCUUAUUAUACGUAUUCAUUCAAUCCAUGUUAUCCAUUUGUAGAAAGUCAUUGUUAUAAUGCAGCUGUUUGUCAAAUUGAUAACACUAGUAAUACAAGUUAUACCAUUGGAUUGCACGAAUAUGCUUAUUUGGUAAAUAUGAACGGUACAAAAAAUCCUAUUUCAUGGAGUGUUUAUCUGUCGCCACAUAACAAUCGACAUUUAUAUGUACAACUUAUUUGUAAUCGAUCGAUGUCAUCUCAUUGUCUUCAAGUACUGGGUGAAAUGUCGAUUGAUGAAUAUGUCAUGAAAUUAUCAAGCCCUUACGCAUGUCGAGAUGGAUGUGUCAAAUCAACACCACCUCCGGGAUCGUUUAAUUGGCAUUUUUGA